This is a messenger RNA of Hydra vulgaris (swiftwater hydra), 548 nucleotides long. Lineage: Eukaryota; Metazoa; Cnidaria; Hydrozoa; Anthoathecata; Hydridae. The record is from RefSeq and is a predicted model, not a curated record.
UAUGUUUAAGACUAAUGUGGUACGUACUUUUGAAUUGUUCAUUAAGUCCUUUUUGUAUUCUCAGGCUUUUUAGUACUGUUGUUAUAACUGAAAAAGGUCUACCAAACAAAACAGUGGUUCCUUCUCAUUGGGUUAGUUUAGAUAAAUGUAUUGUUUAUUUCCCACCCAAAGGAUUCAAAACUCUUGGUACUUAUAUUUCUGAAUGGGCUGUUCCAGAACCAGUCUGGAAAGAGUAUAAGUUUAUUGAAUUUAUUUUGGAAGCUGGAACAUUGGAGACAUGCAACCAGAUGCUUCAAUUUCAAACAGAAGAUGAGUCAGAAAAUCACGGAAAAUCAAAAGAAGUUCGAGCACCCACUCCAGAGCUAGACUUCAUUUUUAAUUCUAAUGAACCUGUGAACAGUGGAUUUUCUCAAAAGCUGAUAAAUGCAAUUAAAUCUAAAAGCGCUCAUCUCAGAAAAGAUGGUUUUGAAGUGGGCAAUAUUGAGGCACUUGUUGGCGACUUGUUAAAACGUGCAAUGCCGAAAUUGCAAAAAGAAGGAAUUAAAUAA